Messenger RNA from Closterium sp. NIES-65, 1527 nucleotides. Lineage: Eukaryota; Viridiplantae; Streptophyta; Zygnematophyceae; Desmidiales; Closteriaceae. The record is from the annotation of a GenBank genome assembly.
AUGCUGCCGUACUUUUUCCCUGACCUCGCCGCUUUUGCCACAGUCGCUGACCUCAUUACCCACCUCCGCACCAGUGACACUCGCUACCGCGCUGCGCUUCCUACCAAGUUCUGCGCCAAGAACCCCCCCCCCCCUAUGUACAUCACCCUCUACUACCACGUCACCCGGCUCCCUGACUCCCUUCGUCCAGUCAGGGACCACUUCCUCUCCCUUUGCCCCACCACACUCACUGUUGACCUCCUCGAGGAGCGCCUCCUUGCAGCUGAGAAGAGUGUAGUAGCUGUAGGAGCCUCUCGUGGUGACCCUCGUGCCCCUUUCUUUGAGGGGUUCUCCCCUGUCCCCCUCUUGCCCUCUCUUGCCUCUGCUGCUACAGUCGACCUCGUUGGCACUGAGUCGGGCGGCGCUUCGUCUACUCCUAGUGGGAGACACCGCAGUGGCAAGGGCAAGGGGGGGGAGGGUGGUGGAGGGGACGGCGGGGGUGGCGGGGGUGGCGGUGUUGGCGGUGGUGGUGGCAGUGGAGGAGGUGGAGGGGGUGGGGGUGGAGGUGGGGGUGGCGGCGAGAGUGGGGGCUUAGGUGGCGGUGGUGGAGGUGGAGGCGGCGGCGGCAGCGGCAGUGGGGGUGGCGGCGGCGGUGGUGCUGGUUGGGGUGGCGCAGUGCAGUGGGGAGGCUUUGGCGGUGGCCAGCGCCAGCAGCAGCAGCGUUCUCGUGAGGCCCUGUCGCCCCAGCAGCUUCGUGAGUGGUACGCUAGGCGUGGGAGGUCAGGGGGUGCUGGUCCCUGCGCUUACGUUCUCCGCACCGGCGAGCACAGUGGAGAGACUUGUGGCAGCCUGCACGCCACGCACCACUGUUUCGGUCGCCUGACUAAUGCCCGGCGUGCACAGUUUCCUGACGCCACUGAGCUCCUUUGCUGGGGUGAUCUGCUUAGGUCGGGGGUUGCUAUCUUUGAUCUUGAUUAUGAUGCUAUCCUUGGUGCUAUGUAUGCUAUGACUAUUAGUGCUGAGGGUGACUGUUCCCUGUGUGUUCCGCUCGACCCGGGCAUUGAGGCUGCUGCUCUAGGUACUAGUGAGCCUGCUGCUCCAGGUGCUGGUGAGGCUGCUCUCUCAGGUACCGCGUCGGCUCAGGCCUUGCACACUUUCACCCUUGACUCAGGUGCUUCCCGCUCCUUCUUUCGUGAGUGCACCACACUCACGCCACUCAGUCGGCCAGUGGCAGUCUCCCUAGCUGACCCCUCUGGGGGUCCGGUCCUUGCACACUCCUCCACUGUUCUGCCAUGUCCGACGGUCCCGUUUGGCUCUCUGUCUGGCCUCCACCUCCCCUCGUUCACCACAAACUUGGUCAGUGAAGCUGACCUUCAGGACGUGUGGGUUGAGCAGUUCACUCCUAGAGUCGCGUCUGGUCAGGUGUUUGCUGCAGCGUCCCGGUCUGGUCCUGAAUCUGCCCCCUCCUCGUGUCGCCUCCUGUCUCACCAGACUCGCGGCAGACGAGCAACGGACCCACGGGCGGCUGGCACAGCUGGCUACGACUGA